UUUGUCAGAAACGGAGAAGCUCGAUGACUAAAACGAAGUAUUCUGGUGAAAACCCUAGCAAAUGAGCUACCAGUUGGAACAAUACGUUUUGGCUGUAAAAUAAUUGAUGUCCAAAUGGAUCCAUUAACUUUACUUCCAAUUCUCCAGCUUCAUGAUGGCACUGUAAUCAAAGCUAAGGUAGUGAUAGGAUGUGAUGGAGUAAACUCUGUGAUUGCGAAUUUCAUUGGAUUAAAACCUCCGAAGCAGUCAACAAUAGGCGGAGCAAGGGGUUUCACAAAUUACGAAAAUGGACAUGGAUUUAGCCCUGAAUUUGUUACCAUCAACAAAGGCCAUGUUUUGCUUGGAAGAGUCCCCCUUGAUCACAACCUUGUAUAUUGGUUUGUUACCCGUCCAAUCACACCUCAAGAUUUAACAAUGUCAAAAGAUACAACAAAAAUCAUAUCAUCAACACUAGAAUCAGUAAAGGGAUUUCCAAGAGAAAUGUUAGAGAUGAUACAGAACUGUGACGUAGAUUCACUGACUUUUAAUGGUACUCGAUAUCGAGCCCCAUGGGAAUUACUAAACGCAAGGUUUAGAAAAGGAACAGUGAUGGUUGCUGGAGAUGCCAUGCACGUAAUGGGCCCAUUUCUCGGACAAGGAGGCUCAAUUGCAUUAGAAGAUGCUAUCGUUUUGGCUAGAUGCUUAGCAACACAGAGGAGAGCAAAAAUGGCACUUGAUCAGUACAUUGGAGAGCGAAGGAUGAGAUUGGUGCAGAUUUCUACAAAAACAUAUGCUGUUGGGAUGCUUCUAGAAACUUCGUCUGUGGUUCUGAAACUUCUAUGCAUCGUCUUGAUGGUCAUAUUCUUUCGUGAGAGACUUGGUCAUACCCGUUAUGAUUGUGGCCGCCUAUAAUUAAGUAGAAAUUAUUUAAGGUUCAUUUGAGAAGAACUUUUUUAGCCUAAAUUAGCUAUGUUUGGGAAGAAUUUUUUUAGCUUUUUUGUUUUUUUGUGAGAGAAGAAAUGUAAUAAUUAUGGUUUGAAU
Molecule: messenger RNA, 1020 nt
Organism: Camellia sinensis
Lineage: Eukaryota; Viridiplantae; Streptophyta; Magnoliopsida; Ericales; Theaceae
Source: RefSeq, a predicted model, not a curated record